AUGAAGCAGAAUUCUACUGAGGUAUCAAAUUCCAAAGCUUCAACCACCACGGGCAAACCCAAACUCAUGGAACAUGCAGAACUCUCCUUGGACGCGCCAAUUUGUGGAGCUUCCCCAUUCUCCAUUUCUCCUAAAUGUGUGAUUUCCUUCAUUAGCGAAGCUCUAUCUGUUGUCUUUGUGCUCUUUUUGCAGCUUGUAUUAGCAGCUCAUCUUCUCACUGUUUCUCAAAUUGCAACGUUGCCAACUUCCAAUUGGCUAUGGAAAAUCAUAGAGAAAUCAAACGGCAAGGGCCAGGGAAGAGAGGCUAACCCUAGAAAAACCAACAACUGUCCGCCAGCUAGUUCCAGUGGGAGUGAUAAAGAGACACGCCAAUCAAACAAGAUGGUAAGAGGAAGCAAAGAAACCAAUAACCCUAAAAAACAUGACAACUACAAAGGGGACCGCUUCAAUACUUCCCCCAAUAAUCCCUGCGAAACUGACAAUUUCACUGACCAUGGCUAUGCAACUUAUAACUGCUUUAACAACAAUGGCGAUGGGGAGCAAAAUUACAGCUAUUGUAGGGUUAACAGUCUUGCAAGUACAAAUUCCUACAACAAUAACAAAUCGGGUUUACAAGAUCUCAGUCAUGCAGAGGUUUACACUUCUAGAACUAAAAAUUCCUUUACCAACAGCAGUUUACGCCCACAAACUUUCAGGGGGGCAACGAUUGACAAUCGAGACGAGUCUAACAAGCUCAACGCCAGGGACAACAGUUCUGCAAUUCGUGACACCUACAACAACAAUGGAAACGGAAUCCAAAACUUCGAUGGUUUCCGCAUUUGGCAGGGGAAAGUUAUGGAUGAACACCAAACUGGUAAUUAA
This is a messenger RNA of Sphenostylis stenocarpa, 861 nucleotides long. Lineage: Eukaryota; Viridiplantae; Streptophyta; Magnoliopsida; Fabales; Fabaceae. The record is from the annotation of a GenBank genome assembly.